UUUCAAAAAAGAAUCUUUUGUCUGUCUGUAUUUCCCUCCAUCCAAGACUAUCGGAUCUUUUGUAUUUUCCCUCCAUUAGAAACUUUAGAUUUUGGUUGGAGAGAGGCGAGGAAUAGCAUGACGAAGGGCAAGACAUCUUCUGAUUGCUCUUCGAUCAGACAAUUUGGGCAGCGAUCCAUUACAUCAAAUUUGUAUCCUCAAGUCGAGGGGAAGAAAACGAACAGAGCUUCAUUAUCGUUGAUUGAGUUCUUGGAUAAAAAGUUAGACAAACGGUCUGAAAAAUCUCUUGAGAAACAGCCGUGUGGUGCCGAUAGUGCUAAUGCUUUUCCCAGAGUUUUGGGCGGAAGGGCAUCUGAUGUACAGCCCAGAAUUUCUCCUGCCAUUGCGUCUGUGUUUCAACUUGUGAAGGAGUACCCUACACCCUCUCAGCCCCAAGAUGAAGCCACAACCCCCGCGAAUGAUCCAUGCAGCAAGCGAGCUUUAUUAAAGAGGAAGAAUGUGUUAUCACCAGAUGAUUUUCAGCAGUCUCCUUCUGGUCGCUUGCUUGUUCUUGGAGAUGAUCCCAAGCCAAAAAGGAGGCUACUUGUACAAAGAAGGGCGGACGAAAGAUCUUGUGCCAUCUUCAAUCACUAUGCUGAUGGUGUUGGUUGGUGGGACACAAACAUGGUUGGAGUUGAUAGUGAUGAAGUUGGCACCACAGAAAUAUGGGAGGGUAUGGGAUCCACUACUAUUGGUGGCUUAUAGGAGCAGUUUCACCACAUUGUAAAUAUACCAUAAGAACUACAAGCAAAAUAUUUUAUUCGUUUUCUUUUCUUGGGUCGGAUUUCAUUGCUAAUUUGCAGUACAUGAUGUUAACUGCAGUCCUUAUUCUCAGUGAUAAUAAAUUUAUCUAGUUACAACUUAUGAAAGCUUCUUUAUAAACUUCCAA
Messenger RNA from Cryptomeria japonica (Japanese cedar), 928 nucleotides. RefSeq lists its product as uncharacterized. The coding region runs from base 118 to 744 and encodes 208 amino acids. The transcript has 5 exons. The record is from RefSeq and is a predicted model, not a curated record. NCBI's taxonomy places the organism in Eukaryota, Viridiplantae, Streptophyta, Pinopsida, Cupressales, Cupressaceae.